AUGACCAUAUCAUUAAGAAUAAAAUCAUUUCUACGUCGAAGACAUAAGUUUUCCUUAUUAUAUUCCUUAAUAAUCUUCAUAGUGAUAGCAUAUUUCAUAAUAGUACCUAAUUUGGCAUUACUGCAUCAUUCUGGAACUGAAUCAACUACCAAUGCAGAUUCUCCAACUAGUAAUUUGAUUGAUGAUCUUACCAAUGAUAAAAAUUAUCUAGAAUCGUUAGUAUUAAAACUGAUAUCUUAUAUAACAUAUUUCAUUACUGAACAAAAGGAACAACAAGAACAAGAUAAAAAAAUCGAAUUAACUCCUGAACAACGAGAACUUAAAAAGCAAGAAGAUAUUCGAAAAAUAAGAAUCAUAAAGGAUUCUAUGAAAAAAAUUAAUAGUAAAACAAGAUAUAAUUAUUUUCAACAAAUAUUUCAAGAUUUUUAUGAUAAUAGACCUCAAGUACCACCUUUGAAUAAUUAUUUAACUUCAAAAAGAAUCUAUCAUGCAAGAUAUGAUACAUCCCAUAGAAAUCCUCUUGCCAAAAAAUCAAAACCCGUCAGAAUAAAAAAGAGUUCUAAUGCUGAAGAUAUUAUAACUCAAGAUCAAGAUGAAGAACGAAUCAUCUUUAGUGAAUCAUAUUUAAAUCAAUUCUUACAAAUCGAUGAUAAUGAAUUAAAAUCAAUGACCGAUUCUCAUGCUAAUUUAGUAGCAAAUCUUGCUGAUCAAGCUCCUCCAGGAGUUUAUAAAGGGGAUGGGAUAGUAUUUGUUGGAGGUGGUUCAUUUAAUUGGUUAACUCUUUUAUCAGUUAAAUCAGUUAGAGCUAUGGGUUCUGCUUUACCAAUUGAAAUUCUUAUUCCUCAAUUAGAUGAAUAUGAAUUAGAUAUUUGUGCAAGAAUCUAUCCUGCCUUAGGUGCUAGAUGUAUCUAUUUACCUUAUGCAUUACGAGAUCCUGAUGAUAUGGAUCUGGAACAAAAUGAAGAACCAGAAGAAAUCAUAGAUAAUGAAGAAAAUAAUAAAGAAAAACAAAUGAGAGAUUCAACUACUUCAAAUAAGAAAGAAAAUAUUAUUAAUAAAUUCAAAUUUAAAGGUUAUCAAUAUAAAGCUUUAGCUAUAUUAUUACUGAGUUUUGAAAAUGUUUUAUUAUUAGAUAGUGAUAAUAUUCCAGUUCAUAAACCGGAUUAUUUAUUUUCAAGUGAACCAUUUACAGAUCAUGGAUUAAUUGUUUGGCCUGAUUUUUGGAGACGUGCUACAUCACCUAUUUAUUAUAAAAUAGCGGGUAUUGAAAUAAGUCAUACUGAAUUAUUACCUAAAUAUGAUGAAAGUGAAUCAUUUUUACGUAUUCGUAGAUCUGGUACACCCAAAAAAUUAAAUUUAAAACGUAUUCCACUUCAUCAAAGAAAAGGUGCUAUUCCUGAUCCUACUAGUGAAUCAGGUCAAUUAAUGAUUUCCAAAAAGUCUCAUAACAAAGCUUUAUUACUUGCAUUAUAUUAUAAUCUUUAUGGACCUGAUUAUUUUUAUCCCUUAUUUUCACAAGGUUCAGAUGGUGAAGGAGAUAAAGAAACAUUUUUAGCUGCUACUGUUGCAUUACAAAAACCAUUUUAUCAAGUUUCAAAGUUUUUAAAUGCGUUUGGAUAUUUCAAUAGUAAGAAUGAAUUCAUUGGUACAGGAAUGGGACAAUAUGAUCCUGUUGAAGAUUAUGAAUAUUCAAAACAAUGGACUUUAAAUAUUAAGAAUCCUGCUAAUUGGGAAUUUUUAAAGAAAAAGGAUCCAUUAAUUGAAAAUGGUCCUCGAAUUUUAUUUGUUCAUUCAAAUUUUCCUAAAUUAAAUCCUUGGAAAUUAAAAACCGAAAAUAAAAUCAUUGAUAAAGAAUCAGGGAAUAGAAUAAGAUUAUAUGGAACUGGUAUGAAAGUUCGAACCGGUUAUGAUUUUGAAUAUGUUCAAUGGACAAAUAUGAAAUUCUUAUUAUGUGAUUUAAAAAUUGAAUUAGAAACAUUUAAAAAAGUAAAUCGACUGAAUCUAUGUAAAGAGAUUCAUGAACAUAUUCAAUUUUUAAAAUCAACCAUGGGAACUAUGGAAUGA
This is a messenger RNA of Scheffersomyces coipomensis, 2064 nucleotides long. It is a transcript of the gene MNN21, whose product is annotated as alpha-1,2-mannosyltransferase MNN2. The transcript has 3 exons. Gene Ontology annotation, biological process: mannan biosynthetic process. Gene Ontology annotation, molecular function: alpha-1,2-mannosyltransferase activity. Gene Ontology annotation, cellular component: Golgi apparatus. Lineage: Eukaryota; Fungi; Ascomycota; Pichiomycetes; Serinales; Debaryomycetaceae. The record is from RefSeq and is a predicted model, not a curated record. The coding region runs from base 1 to 2064 and encodes 687 amino acids.